AUGGCCGAACCGGACAGCCCGCACCCGCCGCACCAACAACAGCGCGGCACAAUCCUGGGCUCCUUCCUGCGCGCCCGCCCCCGCGGCAUAUCAACAUCCGCGUCCUCGCCGCCCCCGCCAGACCACAACGCGCCGCCCAUGCCCGCGAGCCCCACCCCGCACUCGCCCAUCGGCGCCGAGCGCCGCCCGAGCCAGACGCCCGCCACCGCGCCCGCGGGCGCCACGUCCGGCUCGUUCUCCCAGAUGCUCCGCCGGCGGCGCUCAGGGGGCAACCUCGUGAACGCCGCGGCGAGCGGGGGCGCGAACGUGGCGGCGGCCAGCCUGCCGCUGCCCGCGCCGUCGACGUCGUUGCCGGCGCCCUCGGCCCUGAACCGCGCCUCGCCGGGUCCCGCGCACACACACGGCCCGCACGCCGCCGCUGCCGCCGGCGGGGACGCACCGAGCCACCGGCUGCGGCUCGUGCCGCAUAUCGACUCGCGCCGGUCGUUAAGGUUCGACGCGAUCACGCGCAACGUCAAAGAAGGCGACUCGCCCCUCCGCAUCGGGCGCUUCACCGACCGUUCAGGGCUGGGCGUCUCAGCCGCGAACGCCUUGGGCUCCAACAAGCUCGCGUUCAAGUCGAAGGUCGUGUCCCGCGCGCACGCGGAGAUCUGGUGCGAGGCCGGCGGCAAGUUUUUCAUCAAGGACACGAAGAGCUCGAGCGGGACGUUCUUGAACCAUGUGCGCUUGAGCGCCGCGGCGGCGGAUUCGCGGCCGUUUGAGUUGAGGGACGGGGAUACGCUGCAGCUGGGCGUGGAUUAUCAGGGCGGGAACGAGGAUAUUUAUAAGUGUGUGAGGAUGAGGGUCGAGAUUGGGAGGGAGUGGCAGAUGGGGGCCAAUGCUUUCAAUACGGCGGCGUUCAAGCAACUCCGCGCGUUCAGUCAGCCGGCAAAGCCGGCAGGCGCCGACGCGAGCGCAGGCAAGAAAGUCGCCCAUGCGAAGAGCGGCUUCCCCGAUUGCUGCAUCUGCCUGUUCAGCGUGACGAUCCAACAAGCGCUCUUCAUCGCCCCGUGCUCCCACGCCUUCCACUACAAGUGUAUCCGACCGCUGCUGGAGGCGCACCAUCCGGCGUUCGCGUGUCCGCUGUGUAGGACGUUCGCGGAUCUGGACGAGGAUGUCGAGGUCGACGGCGCCUCAAUAGCCCUCUCCGCCGAAGUCGACGCAGAGCUGGACUCGGACGUGCCCGCUGGCGCUCUGGCGCCCGCCCUUUCGCAACCCGCGGGGACAGCAGCGAUAAACGUCUCCGAAGAGGCCCUCGACACGCGCUCCAACCCGUCCUCUCAAGGACAUAAUAAUAUGGCUGACUACGCGAGCGGGAGCGAGAUGGCGCUCGACGGGGGCCGGAUGGGCGCGGAGACGGAUGUGGAGAGGGACGGGCCGGCGACGGCUGUGCCCGGGCGAUACGGACGGGACGCGGGGGGACGGUUACCGCCGAUGCCGCGGAAUGGGAAUGGGGUGGACAGCGAUGAGGACGCGGAGAUGGUCGAGGCGUUCGAGGAGGCUGCCGAGGAUCUUGCGCCCGCCACGGACGGCGUUGAUCGGCUGAGGAUGAGGAGCCGGAGCGGGAGCUUGAGUGUUGAUGGGAGUCCGGGCGCGAGUGGAGGGGGUGCGCAUGGGGGCGUGGUUGUGGUUGGAGGAGGAGGGAGCGGAGGGAAUGGGGAGGAGAGGGGGGCGAAGAGGAAGCGGUAG
Messenger RNA from Peniophora sp. CBMAI 1063, 1728 nucleotides. The record is from the annotation of a GenBank genome assembly. Lineage: Eukaryota; Fungi; Basidiomycota; Agaricomycetes; Russulales; Peniophoraceae.